Messenger RNA from Musca vetustissima, 8004 nucleotides. RefSeq names its product serine/threonine-protein kinase ATR (gene mei-41). The transcript has 7 exons. Gene Ontology annotation, biological process: DNA damage checkpoint signaling; protein phosphorylation; telomere maintenance. Gene Ontology annotation, molecular function: protein binding; protein serine/threonine kinase activity. Lineage: Eukaryota; Metazoa; Arthropoda; Insecta; Diptera; Muscidae. The record is from RefSeq and is a predicted model, not a curated record. Gene Ontology annotation, cellular component: nucleus.
CAAAUGGCUGAUCGACGUAAGGAUAUGUGGCGACUGUUAUACAGUGUGGUAAAUCGUGAUGAGACCGGACUGCUGGAUAUUUUGGUCUUUGUCGAUGAUAUAUUGUGCAAGGAACCAAGUCUUAUAAGACAUUCGUUGAAGGCGAAUACCAAUAAAUUCCAAGAUGCAUUUAUAUUGUGGUUGGUCAAUAAACUGUUGAGAUCGCUGAAUUUACAAGAGGCACCGGAGGGGGAGUAAGUAGAAGGAAUCUUUUCCAAAAAUCUGAAGACCCAACGUAAGCUGCUCAACUCCUGUUUGGUCAAUCGGGUGGUGCUGUUCGAAAAACUCCUGCAGGCCUACCUCAAUGCCAUUGAUGAGCUGUGCGAACAAUAUGGUAAACUGGAUACCUCCCUGGAGGAUGUAAAGCUAAAAACAACAGCCUUCUCGACCGAAGACCAUGAAGCCUUGCGUGAUAUUGAUGGGAAUUUUAAUUUUCCCCUUAUCGAAAUCAACAGCGAUGAUUUAGAUGACUUCGUACAAGCCCUCAUGCAAAUAGUCCAACAUGGCCUAUGUGUGGGUUAUGUAAAUUUUCCAAAAAUCUUUCAAAAUAAUCUCCUGGUGAUAUUCAAAGCCCUCAAAGUGUGUGAUUUCCCCACCAAGCUUUUUUGCCUGCAAUAUGUGGGUAAGGUAUUUGAGAGAACCUGGUCCCUCGUGGAAAUGCAGGCAAUGUAUGAAUUGUCUCUCCGUUCCCUGGCCACCAUGUGGAAUUAUUGUCCAAUGUGGUUGGCUAACAAUUGCCUCAGUCAGGAUAAUUUCGAUGAUUUUAUUGAGGAAUCAUGUUCGCUACUGCGGAUUUUAUUUAAAUUUAUAAAUCAAUUGGAAAAGAGAGCAUUGAUUGAGCGACAUUGCUUCCAGUUAAUGGAGAAUUUAUAUGAGGUACAUCAAUGGCAUGGUUUGCAUAAAGCAAUGGAUAUAUCACGCCUUCGAGAUGUGGCAGGGGCCUUGACGGAUUUUAUUUUUGCCCUGUUUGUGGAGAAUCUUAAGUGUCCGGCGAAAUAUGAAACUCAAUAUGCCAAGGCAAUAAUAAAAUAUUCGGAAAUUUUCCCUUUUGUCCUGCGGGCCAUUACACCUCACUUGAGUCGGAUGGGAAAUCGUCAGGAGUUGGAGGUUUUGCUGAAAUUUGUGGAUGUGAAAUUAGUGGCGGGAUUUAAAGCCGCUGUGGAUCAAAAUGUGAAAAAGAAACCCUUUGCGGAAUUUAAGGAAUUUUUAAGUUUUGUCUACAUUUUGGAGCAUCUGAUUUUGUGGAGGGACCAAAAAUCGGCUAGUGAAGAGCUAAAGGAAGUAGAGGAGAAAUCUCUGUUCUCAAAUGUCCCUGGAUUAAAUUUGGACCCAUUAAAAAACUCCCUUAAAAUGUGGCUCACAAAUGUAUCCUCGUCGAAUUCCAAAUCCUCACAUCCUGAAGAGCUGCUAAUAGCUGGCCUUUUACUGCAGUGCACAAGUUUUAGGGACCUAUUCACCUCGAAGCAAGAAGAAAAAUUAAUGGAUGUGAUCCUGAAACCCCUACAGAACAUCGAUGUAUCCCUCCGCGAGCCUCCAGGGGAUAUUUUACAAUCCUCCGAAUUAGCUUUAGAUGUUUUGGGUCAACUACAACUUCCCAAGGAACAUGGCGGAACUUUCUCCAAAUCCAUAAGCCACACCCUGCUGCAUUUAGGCAAACGUGUCUUUGGUGAGCGGAAUUCCCAUCAACAUCUGGUCUCGAAAUAUUCCCAAAAUAUACAAAAGUAUGUUCUACAAGGCUGGUUGAAAUCCGAAAUCAUUGCCAAGGACCUAAGCAAAAAUAUCAAAGAGGAUCGCCACUAUCUGACGAUGUUGAAAACCUUUGCCUGUCUCAAUGAUGCCAGCAAUCCGAUUAUUUAUCUCAAACACUUGAAAGAAGUCUCGAAAAUAAGUCAUCACAAUUAUCCCCACCUAAUGGACUCACAAAUCUCCUGCCAUCAAUGUCAUCGGAAAUUUCAGGAGAAUAAAAAACUGCAGGAUUUCCAUAACGAAAGUAUGGCCGUUCUUCGACAGCACAACCUAACCUCCAACAGCAACGGCAGUUCACCCCUCGAACUACCAUCUCGAAUGAAGCAAUACCUCCUGCAGGAGUUCUUCACCAAUCCUCAAAUGGAAUUCAUAACCAAUCACCUGGAUUUCUGCCGUCAGGCCAUAGGGGAUAAUUUCCUGCAAUCUCUAUUCCCCUCUAAAUGCAUUCAUGAAAAUCCCGAUUUUCUCAAGGAGAUUUCCGCCAAUAUUCUAAGUCACAUCAUAGAGUCCCUUAAACCCCACCCGUCCGCGGAGACCCAACUACAUCAUCAACAAACCAUUUUACAAAUCAUUACCAGUUGCAGCCAAUCUCAACAGCUGUCGGAACUAUGGCUCUAUCAUUUCUUUAAAAUGUUUUUCUUUUAUCUCAUCCAUCCCGAAUCGAAGGUGGUGCAGGAGGCCAUUCUAUGUGCCACCGAAAUGUGUUCGGUAUAUCAAAAACAACCCAUCCAAUUGUGGAAUUGGUAUAAGCGGGAUGCUCUCAACCUUAUGGUUAAGUUAAUGAUUUAUGUCUACAUCAGUCGUGGGGUACGCAUGACAAGGUCUCUAAAAGCGUUCACCAAAAUGCUUGGUUUUGCUUGUGUCCAGGAAUUCAUAUGUAAAUAUUAUCGCCUUUUGGUUACCAUGAUAUUGCCCUAUUGUGUCAAAGAGCCCCGCUGCAAGGGUCUAUUGAUUAGCAUAUCGAAGAUAACACGAAAACCGGUUAAUAACCUUUUUAUUGUAUCAUUUUUGCGAAUCUAUACCCACAUCUAUUUGACGGAGGAACCGGAGAUUGGUAAUCGCUGCAUAGAAUUGAUCGGCAAGUGUACCGGGGCAAGUCUUAGCAAGCUCAUGAAUACGGAUGUAAAGCAAACGGUUUCCGAAUUUCUGGUCUAUUUCAAUCGCAGCCCUACUUUUGUAAUGCAGGCCUUUAGCUGCCUAUUGCCUAAUGAGGUGGGAGGUCCCGCAGCUGCUGCCGCCGCCACCACAGGUACAUCAGCAGCCCCCUCAACCAGUCUACGCUCCUUCAAAAGUGCCACACAUGAAUUUUCGAAUUUUAUUGCCGAUCGCUUCUUGGGUGUGAUAACAUAUUUUCAAACCUGCCUCUCGGAACCGUAUUUUGAAAAGCCACUCAAAGAGGAAACCCUUUACAGUUUAGGGCAAAUUAUGCGGCUCAUCGGACCCAACAAUGUUACCCAGUUUCGUUUCAAAAUUAUUGCCAUGUUGAGUUUUGUACUGACCCUAGAUGAUCGGAAUUUGCAAAGUAUCUGCCUGAAGAUAUGGAAUAUUUUCUUGCAUACGGUGAAUAUCGAGGAGCUGGGUCCAUCGUUGAGUCGCAUUGUGGCCUCGCUGCAGCCUUUGAUUGGCAGCUAUGAGCAGGAGAUUAAUGAUAUCUAUGAAUUUUUGAUAUUGAAAAGUGGCAGCCUACUGGGUUCCCAUAUUUCCGAUUUGUAUUUUCUGAAGGAUACCAAGGAGGUUAGGCAGGUGAUUCGACAAUCAAUGGCCAGACAAACGGAAUUAUUGAAAUUGGAGGGUGGCGAAGAUGUGUCGGAGAAGCUGAGUUUCCUUUACAAUCAAAUUUGCAAUGAGAAUAGCCAGGUGCGGAUCUAUGGCCUGAAUUAUUUGGGUAGCUUUAUCAAUCGAUAUCGUGCCGAGAUUAAUCACAUGAUCUUGGAUACGAUACCCUUGAAUCCGCUGAUAGAACGUAUUGUGGAUGAGGUAAUAAAGGGUUGUCGCCACGAGGAUCGGAAUAUCCAUUUGGCUUCGGCGAAGUGUCUGGGUGAACUGGGUGCCAUUGAUCCCAGUUAUAUGUCGGCGAAUUUCUCCUUUAUGGAAAGUACGGAGAUUUCGUUGAGCAUGCAUACCGAUGAUUUUGCCAUUAUGGCAUUGACGGAACUCUGCAGGGCAUAUCAGUUUCAAAAGGACUCGAAGUAUGUGGAUAAUUUCUCUUUGGCCAUCCAGGAGACGCUGGCGGUAUUUGGCAUCUCUCCAAGGGAGAGUAAGAAGCUAAAUGUCUGGGAUGCCCUGCCGCUGAGAAUGCAACAAAUUAUGGAACCCCUACUGACCUCGUGUUAUACAGGUUCUCGAAGGGAUAAAAAGAUUGGGGAACAUCCUCUCUUCAACAGCAGUUUGUGUAGAUCCUAUGAGGAAUGGUCCUUUGCCUGGGCCUGCCGCCUAAUUGAAUGGGUUCAGACAGAUGAAACGAGGAGGUUACUAAAUUCCUAUAAGCCCAGCAUGAAGCGGGAUAGUAAAAUGUUAUCGAUAUUCUUCCCUUACAUAUUGCUCCACGUCCUGCAGGAAUGUGAAGAGGGCCGGGAGGUGGAGAUCUAUGAAGAAUUUAUGGCGGUUUUUAAUUUCUGCAAUCGUGAUGCCACUCAAUCGGGCCGGGUGGAUGUGGGAGGCUUUAAGGAAUUUAAAUCAAGUAAAUAUUCCGCGGAUAAGGUGAAUUCGGCUAGUUCAGGAGGUGGGACGGGCUCAUCAAAUGCUGUCGCAACAAAUAUUGGAGGUGUUUCCGAACAAUUUGAGGCUUUGGAGACCGUGACUCAGACCUGCACCAAACUCUGUUCCGAACAAUUGGAUUUUUUGAAACGCUGGAUACGUGAAUGGCAAAAGCAGAAUAUGAUGGGUGGUAAAUUCCGCCAGGAGGAUGUUAAAUACAAAAACAUCGACAAGUUCCUCAAGCAGUUUAAUAAGGCCCAGCUCUCCAAGGCCAACUACAACUCGGGGGAAUAUGCCCGAGCCUUGCUAUAUUUGGAGGAGUACAUCGAAGAGAAACCGGCCAAGAGGCUGCAGGAACAAUUAUCGUAUUUGAUAGAGAUCCAUGGCAAAUUAAUGGAUUCCGAUUCGGUAGAGGGUGCGGUAUUCGUCAAGGAAACCGAUUUAUCUUUGGAGGAGGAAAUCCUCGUCAAUCGCUUGGUGGAUCGGCCUCAGGAGACCAUUAACUGCUAUCAGCAGUUGUUAUUGAAGGGAGAUGCCACCAUAAAUCAGGAUCAUGUAAGCGGAAUUAUACAAUGCUAUCUUCGGACCGAUACCCCUGAGACCGCCUUAUUGAUUACCGAUGGCCUCUGGGAAAAAUUGGCCGAUCAAUAUAAUGAUGACUACUUCAAGGAGUGUAAAACUGAGAUCCUCUGGCGUUUGGGUAGAUAUGAUGAACUGCAGGAGCUAUUGGAGGAUACCGCCGUCAAGAGUAAGACCAGCAAUUGGAAUAUACAAUGCGCCGAGGCCUUUCUGCUUUUCCGACAACCCUCAACGACCCCGGGAGAAGAAGAGCUCUUUGUGGAACAAUUAGAUGCCAUACGUUCCCACAUUGUGGCCAGUAUGCGUUCCUGUUCGGGUGUCACAGGGAAUUCUUAUACCCAUUCCUAUGAUGAGGCCACAAGGCUGCAUCUGCUCAACGAGGUGGAGAAGAAUAAGCAGCUGCUGAAUCAAUUACAAGUGAAUCUGAAGAAGGCUUCCGAACCCUUGGCACGCAGUGAACUGCAUAACCUCAAAGAUAACUGCCUGGAGAAUCUGCAGAAAUUCUUUAGCAACUGGGAUGCCCGGCUGGUGAUCUUGGAACCAUCCGCCCGGAUCCUAGAGGUUAUGUGUUUCCGCAGAAAUCUUUUACUGGAGACCCAGAGGAUUCUACAACAAAACUAUCAAAGUUCGGAGGUAAAAACCCAACAAGACCUCCUCUCACCCAUUAACAGCGCCCUCAAUGAACAAAUUGUCAAGCUAUGGUUGCGUAGCAUACAAAUGAAUCGAGAAUCAGGGUGUCUGCAGCAAGCUGAAAUUUCCAUGAUGAAAGCGGAACCCUAUAAACCCGCCACCCUCUUCCUCGAGAAGGCCAAACUCCUUUGGCAAAAGGGUGAUCAGACGAAUUGCUUUAAACUACUGCAGGAUAACAUAAAUGCCCUCGAAGCUACCUGCAAUGGAGAAAUACGACGCAUGGAACCUUCCAAACGUAUCAUUUAUGCCGAAGCGAAAUUCCUGCAAGCCACCUUUAAUGCGGAAUCAAUGAAUAUAUGUUCCGAAUUAAAUUUAAAAUGCUUCGUUGAAGCGCUGGCUGCCAAUCGGACAUCGGAAAAAUGUCUCCUACACUAUGCACAAUAUAUGGAGAAAAUCUACGAUUCCUACAGUCGCGAACAAAAGGAAUCGGAACUUGGUUGUAGCCUCCUACUAGAUACCAUGCUCAACUAUGCCAAAUCUCUGAAAUAUGGGCACUCACAUGUGUAUCAGUCACUGCCUAGGAUACUCAGCAUCUGGUUGGAUUUCACUUCGCAACAGGCCUCCGAACAACAACAGCAACCGCAACAAGGUUCCGCCACUUCGAAUGCCGCCCGAAUAAUAAAUUUACAAAAUUUGGCCAAGAAAAUGAAUGACAUGAUCCAGAAUUGUGUCAAUGUCCUACCCAUAUCGUUGUUCUACACCGCAUUCUCUCAGCUACUCAGCCGCAUUGGCCACCCCUCACCUGAUGUUUUUCGUACCCUUUCGAAUAUUGUCAUUAAACUCAUCGAACACUUUCCCCAUCAAUCUCUGUGGAUGCUGCUGCCCAUCAUAAAAUCCUGUCACACAAAUCGCAUUAAACGAUCCCGCCUUAUCCUCACCGAUGCCCGGCUAAAUAAAACCUCUUUUCAAAAACUGCUCAACGAUUUCAAUAUCCUAGCCGAGCGUCUCAUCGAACUAACCAACAAAGACAUACCCUUUGAUCGGACCUAUGAACUAAGUUCCUUAGUGCGCCAGCUACCUCAACUAUUUGCCGAUCCGAAGUUCUCACAAAUUAUGUUGCCAUUUGAGAAAUAUAUGCAAGCCUCUUUCCCCAUAACCUCACAGACCGCCACGGAAUCGCUAAAUGUCACCUCUGUGACUGUGAACCCUACAGCCGAUGUUACCAUGCAAUCGGCGGCAUUGCCCAGCUAUCCAUUUCCAAGUGGGGUAUUUAUCUGUGGCAUUUCCGAAGAGGUGGUGGUGUUGCGUUCCGCAGCCAAACCUAAGAAAAUUACCAUUGAAUGCAGCGAUGGGAAGAUGUAUAAUGUCAUGGUCAAGCCCAAAGAUGAUUUGCGUAAAGAUUUUCGCCUUAUGGAAUUUAAUGGCUUGGUUAAGCGUUACCUACAUCAGGAUCCACAGGCCCGUCAUCGCCAUCUACGCAUACGAACCUAUGCCGCCAUACCUUUCAACGAAGAAUGUGGCCUGGUGGAAUGGCUACCCAAUCUAAAUUCCUUCCGUGGCAUAUGUACCGGCAUUUAUCGCAUGCGUGGCCUUGGCAUUCCCGAUCGCAACCUUCGUCAAUAUGCUCUACCCAAGACGGAACCUAUCGAAAAGAAACGUGCCGUUUUCCAGGAGCUGGUUUCACGAAAUCCUCCCGUUUUCCAUGAAUGGUUUAGGCAACGAUUCCAUUCUCCCCAUAGCUGGUAUCAGGCACGUAGCUCGUAUGUGAAAACCUGUUCGGUUAUGUCUAUGGUGGGUUACAUUUUGGGUUUGGGUGAUCGACAUGGGGAAAAUAUCCUAUUCGAUGAAACAAAUGGUGAUGCGGUUCACGUCGAUUUUAAUUGUUUGUUUAAUCAAGGAGAAUCCUUUGCCUAUCCAGAAUUGGUACCAUUCCGUUUAACUCACAAUAUGACAUUUGCCAUGGGCCCCCUGGGGGUGGAGGGUCUUUUCCGUAAAUGUUGUGAAAUAACACUGAGGCUUUUGAAGGGAGAAUCGAAAACGUUGAUGUCGGUCCUCCGACCAUUUGUUUAUGAUAUUGGGUUCAUUGAUCGCCUAAAGACCAAGAAAACGAAUAGUAAUUUGGAGGUUACCGAUCCAAAGGCCAUAACGGAUGUGAAAAGGAUUGAGGAGAGGCUGCAGGGUUAUGUAAAACGCACCCAGGGUUUCAGCAUACCCUUGUCCACCGAGGGCCAUGUCAAUUUCCUGAUUAAUGAAGCCACCGAUUUGGAUAAUUUGGCUGCCAUGUAUAUCGGAUGGGGUUCCUAUAUAUGAGAU